Molecule: messenger RNA, 1159 nt
Organism: Asparagus officinalis (garden asparagus)
Lineage: Eukaryota; Viridiplantae; Streptophyta; Magnoliopsida; Asparagales; Asparagaceae
Product: putative amidase ARB_02965
Source: RefSeq, a predicted model, not a curated record
AUGAGCGAGUGGAUGCAUUUCCGGUCGUUUGAUGCGCCUAACGGGUGGAGCGCGCGCGGAGGGCAAGGACGGAAUCCUUACGUGCUGUCAGCCGAUCCCUGUGUCGCCGUGGCAGCGAAUAUGGUGACGGCGUCGCUGGGGACGGAGACCGACGGGUCCAUAAUUUGUCCGUCGGCGGCAAAUUCAGUGGUGGGAAUUAAGCCUACGGUUGGACUCACUACCGCCAGGGCUGGGGUCAUCCCUGUAUCGCCGAGACAAGAUACCGUCGGGCCAAUUUGUCGAACAGUGUCUGAUGCAGUGCGGGUAUUGGAGGCGAUCGUAGGGUUCGACGAGAGGGAUGCUGAGGCCACCGGAGCAGCAUUGAAGUACAUACCUCGAGAAGGAUACAGGCAAUUCCUUAAGGCCGAUGGAUUGAGAGGGAAGAGGGUAGGGCUUCUGAGAAACAAGUUCCUCGAGUUUCCUCGUGGAUCUAUCGAAGGAGAGAUUUUUGAGGAGCAUUUCGACGUGAUGAGGAAGAAAGGAGCCAUACUGGUCGACAAUCUCGAAAUAGAGAAUGUGGACACCAUCCUCGAUGACAAUCUAAGCGGGAGGACACUCACAUUGCUGGCAGAAUUCAAGAUAUCACUAAAUGCAUACCUCUCCGAUCUAUCGCUAUCACCCAUGAGAUCUCUCCUCGACGUUAUACUAUUCAAUAACAAACACGGUAUCGAUGAAAGGGUAGAAGAAUAUGGCCAACCCGUAUUCCUGGAAGCUCAAAAUACGAGCGGGUUGGGUCCCACCGAACGACGAGCCAUAGCCAAAAUGGCACAUCUAUCAAAGCAAGGACUGGAGAGGUUGAUGAUAGAGAAGCAGUUGGAUGCAGUGGUGACAGCCGAUGCGACGUUCACUAGCGUUCUCGCAAUUGGUGGAUAUCCUGGGAUCAGCGUCCCUGCAGGAUACGGCGAAAAAGGGGUUCCCUUCGGUAUUUGCUUUGGCGGACUGAAGGGUUCUGAACCAAAGUUGAUUGAGAUUGCUUAUGGCUUUGAGCAAGCAACCAAAGCUCGAAAGCUGCCUAUGUUCAAACCUUAGGAAUUGUGCUUUAGAGAAGAGAAGAAUAAUGCACACUGGGACUUCAUUAUAUAUAUGAUCUCUGAAAAAAUUGCACUCUCUUGAAAAGGAC